GUGACGAGUGACGAUGAUGGCCGUAGCAGCUACUGCUUCCCUCAAACCCACGUCUUCCUGUCUUCUCUGUCUCCGGCCAAGAACCAAACUUCCCGCCGGUUAUCGGCCUGUUCUAUGUGCUAUCGAACGCCAAGCACUCUUUAAUCGCAUCGCUCCUGUCUAUGAUAAUUUGAACGAUUUGUUGAGCUUGGGACAGCACCGUGUGUGGAAAAGAAUGGCCGUCUCCUGGAGCGGAGCAAAGGAGGGAGACUGCGUGCUGGAUUUGUGUUGUGGAAGUGGGGAUUUAGCGUUUCUCUUGUCUCAGAAGGUUGGCUCUCAAGGGAAGGUGACUGGUCUUGAUUUCUCAAAGGAGCAAUUAUUCAUUGCAGCAUCUCGACAAGGCUUGCUUUGGAAGCCUUUCUACAAGAACAUUGUGUGGAUAGAAGGCGAUGCACUUGAUUUACCAUUUCCAGACUGUCACUUCGACGCAAUAACUGUUGGCUAUGGGCUACGCAAUCUGGUAGAUAGAAAUAAAGCUAUGAAGGGGAUGUUGCGAGUCCUAAAACCAGGUCAUUUUAUUCUCUCUCUCUCACAAACACACAAUGCACACACACGCAUCUCAUUAUUGCUGUUUUUUCCAGGUGCCAGAGUUUCAAUUCUGGAUUUCAACAAGAGCUCACAACUAUUUACUUCCACAGUGCUGGUAUUUAUUUUGAUCAGCUGAUGAAUAAUCAAUAUUUUCUUGCUUAAAUUGAUUUCAUUUUAAUUGCGUUUGUUUUUUGGAAAGAAGCACUGCGGUUUUGUAUUUGGUAUCAGUUUGAAUAAGAAAUCUGUUACUUCUGUGUGUUUACAUUGCCAUGUGAUCCGCUUUUGGUGCAUCUUCUAUAGUGCAAAUCAGGUAUCAAUGAAAUUCUCUGCAUGGUAAGUGUUGGAAACAUUUUGAGUUGUGACCACUGCAAACCUUAAAUAUUGUGAUUUAUGCUUCUGUGUGAGAAUGUUGAAGGAUGUACUGGUAUCCAUCUUUUAGUUGAUAGUGGCAUGAAGUAUGAAGAAAGAAAUAAUAAGAAUACAUGAACAUGAGUAUAGUGAGCUGUGUGUUCAUCUAGAAGACUUUAUAAAAUUCUCUGUCCAUCAUAUAUUAUUCACCCAUUUAUUAUGUCUGUCUGUAUAGUAUCUACCCAAAUUUGAAAUCUAAUUUAAUGUGAUUAUUCAUUUAUUAUCAAUGUUGGAGGAUGAGUUAUCCUAUUUUGUGUUUCAUGUAAUUUGAAGUCACCAUAUCGUCAAGGACCACGCAAUUUGCAUUUGAAAAGGGCAUAACUAAGGAUUCUGAGAAGCUUAUUUAGAAUUGGGGCACUAUGGAACUUGAAGAAAUGAACUAAGCUCUAUUUCUUUAUCAUUUGAAGUGACUUUAGGAUGAUGCUGUCAUGCAUUUAAAUGCUUUGUGGUAUUGCAUGUAGAGUUGCCACUUAGAAGAAGUGGUUUGUGUAUUUAAAUGGCCCUUUAGAAUAUUUGAUUUCAUUCAAACAAUAUAGGGAUCAUCUUGUGACUUGUAACUUGUAAGUAUAAAGUCCUAAUGCAGAAUACCAGCAUAGAUGCAAACAGUUUAUUUGAUUUUGAUCCUGUUCAUUUUUGCAAGGAAUGGAUGAUUGAUAACGUUGUCAUUCCGGUUGCAAGCAGUUAUGGACUAGCUGAAGAGUAUACAUACUU
Telopea speciosissima is the source of this 1686-nucleotide messenger RNA. RefSeq names its product 2-phytyl-1,4-beta-naphthoquinone methyltransferase, chloroplastic-like. The record is from RefSeq and is a predicted model, not a curated record. The coding region runs from base 14 to 703 and encodes 229 amino acids. Gene Ontology annotation, biological process: phylloquinone biosynthetic process. Lineage: Eukaryota; Viridiplantae; Streptophyta; Magnoliopsida; Proteales; Proteaceae. The transcript is spliced from 6 exons. Gene Ontology annotation, molecular function: 2-phytyl-1,4-naphthoquinone methyltransferase activity.